Molecule: messenger RNA, 3018 nt
Organism: Xiphophorus maculatus (southern platyfish)
Lineage: Eukaryota; Metazoa; Chordata; Actinopteri; Cyprinodontiformes; Poeciliidae
Gene: zbtb32
Product: zinc finger and BTB domain containing 32
Exons: 6
Coding region: 160-1710 (516 amino acids)
Biological process (GO): regulation of transcription by RNA polymerase II
Molecular function (GO): RNA polymerase II cis-regulatory region sequence-specific DNA binding; DNA-binding transcription factor activity, RNA polymerase II-specific; protein binding
Source: RefSeq, a predicted model, not a curated record
CAGAAGUCACUGUACAGUCAUGAUGCAGGGUAGCUCAUCGCCCUCUUGGGAGAAAACUCACUAAAUACCCGCAUUUAGAUUCUACUGUACUGCAGCUGAAUGGAGCUCAAGCACCAGCUAACUGUGACAGAACUAUGCAGGAGUGCACUGUGGAUUUGAAUGCGAACCUCGUCGAUAUUUUCAGAACGUUCAGAAAUGAUCCGAAUCAACAACACUCAAUACUACCACUUUCUGCAGCAGGCAGAUGUCCUCCGUCAAUCAGGGUCGUUUUGCGAUGCCAUCAUCUCGGUGCAGAGCCAAACGUUUCGGGCGCAUCGGUUAGUUCUAGCCUGUGCUAGUAGAGCCUUAGCACAGCACCUAGCCAAAAGCAACGCAGACAGCCCAGCCCAUUGCACAUUGGAGUAUUUCUCUCCCCACACCUUCCAGCAAGUUUUAGACUUCACCUACACUCAAGCGCUUGAAGUGCCGGUGAAAGACCUGCAGCAGCUGCUACGAGCCGCCCAGGUCUUAGAAAUGCAGCUACUGGAAGACCAGUGCCGAAAGCAGCUGGACAGUCUCAAAGCCAGAGAGAAGGACAAAAAUGGAGAAGCAGUAGACCUCACAGAGGAAGAUAAAAGUGUAGAAGAGAAAGAUCAAAAGCAAAAAGGUAGACCAGUUCCUGAGGACAAAGUCCAAAAAACAUCCUCCCCGGUAGAAAAGCCAAGCAUUGCCAUCGGCAUGGAAAAUGUUUCAAUCGCUGAUUCUACGGAUAUCCCCACCAACCAAAAGUCCCCAAAAAGGAAGGCAAAAUUGUCCCCGAUGUCAGCGACACCGUUCAACAGAGAUAGUGUCAUUACCAGGCCCAACACCAGCGGUUCCUCUUUCUCUUCUGCAUGGGCAUUCCCUACAAACAUGUGGGACAAUGGGAAUCACUUAAACACCCUAAUGCGAAUUGCAGGGAACUAUUCUAACUUUUUUGCAUCUCAUCCCCUUCCGUCCUCCAACCAGACCUCUGUAGUAUGCCCAUUCCCCCUCUCUUCUCAACACAUGUUCCCUUUACUCAGUUCCCAUUUUCAAACUCCCCUUCAAAGCACGGCACUAGGCUACUCACGUUUGCACCCCCAUCCCUACACUCAAAAUCUGUACACGGAGACUUCGAGGAUGGGCAGCAUGAUCAAGAACGGCAUUUUGAAGAGAAAAAAAUUGAGCCACACUAGUCAAACUGUGGAAACAAGGUAUCCCGAAAUGCCAAAAGUCAGAGAAAAAGCUGACGGGUGCCAACACUGCAGUUCAAGACUCCUCUGUGAUCCGAUGCUGCGGGAGUCAGCCUCCACACAAUUAGGUCAAAACUGUGAUGGAUGUCAGUUCUGUGGAAGAGAUGCCGUGCAACAUGAAGCGAAUGCUAGAGACCACAGAGGAGAAAAACCCUACCAGUGCAAACACUGUCCAAAGAAGUUUAGCCUAAAACAUCAGCUCGAUACACAUCAUCGCGUUCAUACGGGAGAGAAGCCGUUUGAGUGUCGCCUCUGUGGUCAGCGCUCACGGGACUACUCUGCCAUGAUCAAACACCUCCGGACCCAUGGAGGCGCAGCGCCCUACCAGUGCACCGUGUGCCUGGAGUUCUGCAGCAGCCUGGUCGCCAUGCAGAGGCACGUCAAGAGCCACGCUGUGCAGGACUUCCCCCCUGACUGGAGCAUCAACAACACCUACUUGUACAUCUCCCACAUAUGAGGCCAUCCUCAUAAGCUGUAGCUUUAGUUGGCAAAUCUCUUGUGAGGCUGUUUAAUUUAGGUUGAAUUUACAGUAUGGCAGUGACACUCAUAGCUAAAGAUCUGCUUAACCCAUACAAAAGUGAACGUUGAAUAAAAACAUUUCUCUAAUUUGUGGUUCAAGGUCAAACCCGACAUUCAUGGGUGUAAUAUCUAUGCAAAAUGAAACUGUUCUCUAUUUGCAUUUGCAAUAAUCGGAAAUACGGACGCCGUACUAUUUCCAGUGACAUUAAAGGUUUUGAAAGUGUUUACCAGGCAUUAAAGCCACAUCAGCAUCUAAUCCUCGAUGCAUGACGCAGGAAUCCUCCCUCUGACUUUCAAAAUUAUUAUUGGACUGCUUGCGCAAGCUGUGCAGCUUUCACCCGGGUUCACAGCGCCCUCAAGAGGACAUGCAGCGAAAACAAAAAUCAGCAUUUUCUUGUGUUGGAUCUGCCACGCUUGAAAGAACACAGGAAAUAUCAGAAUCAGCCCUAUUAUCACUACACAGUAAAAAUAACACAUAAUGAUUCAUUUAGUUAAAACCAUAUCAUAUUCACAUAUGCAUGAUGACCUACAAAUAGGUUUACCUAUCCAUAUAAUAUUACAUCUACUUGGGAUAAAAGGUGUCAAGACUUCAGAAUUAAGCAUCAAAUAAGAAAUAUUUCAUUAAUUUUUAAAUAUAAAAAUCUAUCAACAUAAUUAUCAACAAUAACUGAAAUAUGAUAAAGGUUGCAUGUCCUACUUUUUAAUUUAUAAUUCUGCUGUAUUACUAUUUAAUAAAUGUUAGAUCCUCUAACCAAGUUACUUUUUAAUCCUCAGCUAAGAGACACAACUGUAGUCUACCUUGAGCCUUGGUGCUGUUUAUGUUUCUGUUUUAGGUACAUAAUUAAUAUAAAACUAUUUGCCAACAUGUCUAGUAAAUAACCUCAUUAGUGACGCUCUUUUGUUUUCUGUCAUUGCCAAAUGCAUGAAUAUCAAUUCACUUACAUCAUGUCCUUUAGAUUAAAUAGCACUCAGUAGAUUAAAUGCCUUUCACAAAAUCUACACAUGCAGUAUACAACUGAUGUUUUCUCAGUAGUUUAUGUUUGCAAUAUGUAACAUUAUAAGUUGCUUCCUCCAGUCAGCUUUCUGUACAGCUUACAGGCCUGCUACCACUUACAGAUAAGUGUGGAUUUCAACAGCAUUAUCAUAAUAAGUAUGAAAAAGAAUGUAGAUAAAUGUUUAUUUCUUUUGCCAGCUAAACAUUUACCAGAUAAAUGUGCUAUGUUACUAAUUCACCAAAUAAAUGAGU